CUUCAACUUCAAUACAAAAUACACCAUUACCUGAAAACCUGACUCCUAUAGGCGAUCUAAUUUCAUUUGAUAAAAAUAUACCAACAUACUACCUGAAUGUGUCAAAUGUACCAGUAGUUGACUUUUUAACUAAUGAGCUAAUAAAAUGGUUAACAAAACCAGGAAUAAAAAAUAAUAAAAAAAUCAGAUCAAAACCCAUACCAAAAACAGAAAAAGAAUGGUUCGAUCUAAUGGAAUCAAAUAAUAACAAGCCUAAUUUGGAUAUAGAAGUGCUUUGGCCAAUUUCAUUUCCAGAUAAUAAAGAGCAUUGUGAAUUUACAGAAAUUGAAAAGCUAAAUUUUGAGGCCGGAAUGACUGAAGAACGAGCACAAAGAAUAUUAAAUACAAUUGAUAAUUAUGAGUAUUUAAUAAGAGUAAAAUUCAUUCGAGACAAUACAGUAAUAUCAGUUGAGAAAACAAAAAGAGGCUUUAAAAUUAUUGACAAAUAUGAGCCUAUUUGUGAAUCAAAAAAGGCAGAAAUAGAUGAAAAAUUUUUGGUUAGAGAAGUCAGUGAGCAAUCUGAGGUAGGGAAGCUUGACAGUAAUGCAGUAGUAUAUGGAUUAUAUCGAAUCCGAAAGCCAGAUGUCAAUCGAUUAAUACCUAUGAAAAAUAGAGCACUUAACUGGCAUGGACUCACAGAAAUUCGUCGGCAAAAAAUAAAUGAUUGGGAGAAAAAAAUGCGUAUUCCAGGUGCUCGAGUACAAGAUGUAGCAGAGUUAGAAAAAAUUCUCAAGCAACCAAUUACAUUACUGGAUAUUACACAUAGCACUAUUUUUAAUAGAAAAAAAUAUCGAUCAGUUGAAUAUUAUAAAGACAAUACUUGGAAAGCUAUCAAUAAUGCCUUUCAAGGUCCUCAAACAAUCUGGCUUAUGGGAGUAGGAGAUGAAAACCAAAGAGUUUCUCAAUUUGUUUUAGAAGAUGGCCAUGUAUUUAGGACAUGGAUAAAGUAUACAGAUAUUAUAAAAGCAUAUAAGGAAUUAUUUGAAGACAUGGUAAACUGGCAAUUUCAUAAAAAUAUAAUUAAUGAAGAAAAAAAAUUGAUUCUUUUAAAGUCUCUCAAAGUAGUUGACUUAGCAGAGCAAGUAUUUGGUGCAAACCAUGCUGGAAGUCAACUUGCCAAUGAAAUUAAUAAAUGGUGUCCAAUAUCUGAAAAAAUAAAUGAUGUUAUAAGACAGGCUUGUGUCGAGCAUGGGCAUGGUGGACGCUAG
Racocetra persica is the source of this 1247-nucleotide messenger RNA. The record is from the annotation of a GenBank genome assembly. Lineage: Eukaryota; Fungi; Glomeromycota; Glomeromycetes; Diversisporales; Gigasporaceae.